Molecule: messenger RNA, 1216 nt
Organism: Trichomycterus rosablanca
Lineage: Eukaryota; Metazoa; Chordata; Actinopteri; Siluriformes; Trichomycteridae
Gene: tm4sf5
Product: transmembrane 4 L six family member 5
Exons: 5
Coding region: 195-803 (202 amino acids)
Cellular component (GO): membrane
Source: RefSeq, a predicted model, not a curated record
AGGUCAGUAAACACAGACAGGUAUCAAAGGGCAUGCAGAGUUAUGUUCAGGGAGCCACUGUGUCCAUCAGAAAGCACUCUAAUGUACAAGUGCUCUUCUAUACUUUAUUCUACUCUACAUUUUAUAUGAUAUAAGUUUUUUUUUUAUUUGUUCAGACACAAACCUAAGGAAACAAGAUUUAAAUAUUUAGAAAGAUGUGUUGUACAGGAAAGUGUGCCCGGUUGGUGGGUUUAAUCCUGCUGCCCUCUGCAUUUUUGUGCAUGAUUGCUAACCUGCUGCUGUUUUUCCCCAAUCUGGAGCAAAUGGAAACUGAACAGCUUUCUCUGCAUGUCUGGCUUAUGGGGGGAAUUCUCGGUGGAGGACUGUGUAUGCUGUGUCCAAGCUGUUCAGCUAUAAGAGCUGGUGGAAAAGGCUGCUGUGGAAAAGGCUGUUGUGGAAAUCGUUGUCGAAUGCUGGGCUCUGUGUUUUCUUCCUUGUUUGGAUUGAUUGGGGCCAUAUACAACACCAGUGUAGCUGCUGCAGGACUGGCUAUUGGGCCAAAAUGUCAAGUGGAAACCGAGACCUGGGAAUAUCCAUUUGAGGACUUGCCUAAAGAUAACAGCAGUUACUUGGUGGAUGAAUCUCAGUGGUCUCGCUGUAUUUUCCCACAGAAUGUAGUCCUCUGGCACAUUGUACUUUUCUCCAUUCUGAUGAGUCUGGGAGUACUACAGGUCAUUCUUCUUAGUGUCCAAGUUGUUAAUGGCUGCCUGGGAUUUCUAUGUGGGGACUGUCGAGAUAGUCCAGAGGAUGAUGAAGGGUUGUGAAUAAAAGACAUUAUCAGCCAUUAAUAAUUAUAAAAUGAACUUGUAGAUUAAUAUAAAUAAUUGUUGUUUUGUUUACUGUCUACGAUUUUUCACCAACAUCUUGAUGUGUUCUAAUAUUAUACAUAAUUUUAUAAAUAAUAAAAAGCAUAAUUUAGAAAGCAGGUUUUGCACAAAAUAUAUUUUGUCUUUAGUCUAUACUCCUUGUUUGAUUGUCAUGCUAUAACAAGCCAGAAUUAUUGGUUGAUGUUCUAUGCUAUAUGUAUUGCUAUUAUAAUCAACUAUUUAACUUGAUAUGCCAGGUAUUUGUAUGGCCUAUUGACUAAGAGGGAGAGUGUACUUGUAGUUUGAAUCUGCCAGGCUGGAUAAAUGUCUGCACACAAUAAAGUGAAUGUGUGAGUGUGUACUAAAAUGAA